This is a messenger RNA of Durio zibethinus, 2212 nucleotides long. RefSeq names its product protein ROH1A-like. Lineage: Eukaryota; Viridiplantae; Streptophyta; Magnoliopsida; Malvales; Malvaceae. The record is from RefSeq and is a predicted model, not a curated record.
CCUUAAAAGAAAAUAUUUAUAUGCUAUAUUAGAUGAAAAUUUUGCAAGAAAUGGGGGGCACAGUCGGGAACAAAAAUAAAGACCACUGGGGCGUGCCCAGUCAGCGUCCCAAAGGAGGAAGGAGAACAGGUCUCGUACCCAACAAUCCGUUUCCAUCAAUUCAGCUCCCGUAUAUAACUCCUUUACCCUCCUUCCUUCGUGUCCUAAAACACACCCCUGUUUCAUCUUUUCAUUGUGUUUCUUUCUCUCCACGGAUUCCCAAAAAAUAUAUCAACAGAAAUGCCGGCAACCGAGUACCAAGGCUCCUUCUUGGGGCGAAUCAGCAUCAGGCGAAACCAAGUUAUCGCCAUGGAUGGUAACCAAGAGCAGGAGCUUGAAGACCUUGAGCUCUUCCAAAAACACGUUUCUGAUCGCUUCACCGAACUCUUAUCUCCCCCCGAUGACGUCCCUGUUGAUGCCCUUCUCUCAAUUUCCUGGCUACGCAAACUCCUCGAUGUGUUUCUUUGCUGUGAAGCAGAAUUCAAGGCUAUUCUCAUGAUGGGCCGUGACCUGUCUCAGAUCUCUAAACCCCCUCUCGAUCGCCUGAUUCCUGAACUUCUAGACCGGGCCGUGAAGGCUUUAGACCUUUGUAAUGCGGUUACUAAUGGGUUGGAGUCCAUUAGACAUUGCCAAAAACUGGCGGAGAUUGCUGUUUCCGCUUUGGACCAAAACCCCAUCGGAGACGGACAAGCAAGGAGAGCUAAAAAGGCCUUCGCUUCGCUGACGUCAGCAAUGAACCUUGACGAUAAGGAAGGCGCCAAUACUAAAACGACGGAGAGGAGCUGGUCUUUCGGUCGCCGAGGUGUUAAUAAAGAUCGAGCGCCGGAUCAUUUGAGGUCACUGUCUUGGCAGGUGGCCAAGAAUUGGUCAGCCGCGAAACAGAUUCAGGCCAUGACUACCAAUCUCGCUGCGCCUCGUGGAGCAGAGGCUUCCGGUUUGGCCAGCCCGGUUUAUAUAAUGAGCGUGAUUAUGGUUUUUGUUAUGUGGGCAUUGGUAGCUGCGAUACCUUGUCAAGAGAGGAGCGGUUUGGCUACUCAUUUUCCGGUUCCGAAGCAAUUGAGCUGGGCCCAUAGCAUGAUUGGGUUACAAGAGAAAAUUGGUGAUGAAUGGAAGAAGAAGGAGAAGAAAGGGAUGGCUGGGUUGUUAGAGGAGAUGCAGAAAAUGGAGAAACUCGGACAGAGUUUGAUAGAGUUUACAGAUUCUUUUCAGUUUCCUGGAGAGACAGAGAAAGUCGACGAAGCGGCUGCACAGGUGGCGGAAUUAGCGGAGACGUGUCGGAGAAUGGAAGAAGGAUUGGUGCCUUUGCAGAUGCAGAUUAGGGAAGUGUUUCAUAGGAUUGUAAGAAGCAGAACUGAGAUUCUUGAUGCGUUGGACCAAGGUGGGAAAUCAUCUGCGCCACUCGUGUAACUAUGUUGGGCAUAUUUGUCAAUUCGUCUUGGUCCAGACAGGGCCUUCAAGUUUACAACUCUUUGAGGUAAUGGCUUGAUCUUCAUAUAGGUUCAGGUUUCUUCACGGGUGUCCUGUCUAUGUUGGCCAUGGAAAAUAGGGACAGAUGAACCUGCAAGAUCUGGGGUUUUUCCUUUUUUUUUUUUUUUAAUUUAAAGGUUGUGGUGAGGCAAGCAUUUCCUGUGUGAAAUGUUCCCUUUUUUUUUUUCACUUUUUUUUUAGCUUUGGCCCUUUGUUUAAUAUGUUAACUGUUAUUUGAGUACAGAAGCUUGCUUUUCUGGGACAUUGUAAAUACUCAAACUACGUAUAACAUUUUGUAUCUGAAGGAGAAACUGAGAGUUUCUCUCUUUGCAGAAAGUAAAUAUAUGUUGGAUUAACAUUCGUGUCUGUCAAUCAAUCAAAUAUUGUCUCAGAUUUCUUAUUGGAAAUGUUAUGUUUCUUUGGCUGGCUGCGUUAGCACGUUAAGCAGACCUCCAAAGUUGUCUACUUGGAACCUGGAAGGAGAGUAGGCUAAGGCAAUUAACUGAUUGGAUGUUAUUAUAGAUAAAUAUAAAAAUCUGAUAUUCAUUAGCUAGAGUUCCAGUUGGACAUAGCGAACCAUUUAAACAGAAGAAAACAAAACCUUAGACAAGGUUGCCGAUGGAGGAUAGUAACAGUUGUUUAUUUGACUAUUGUUAAAUUAUAACUUGCAAGGUACGAUGGAAUCUAUAGAAUCUGUGUCUGCUUU